This is a messenger RNA of Heterocephalus glaber (naked mole-rat), 1551 nucleotides long. RefSeq names its product high mobility group nucleosomal binding domain 3 (gene Hmgn3). Gene Ontology annotation, cellular component: chromatin; nucleus. Lineage: Eukaryota; Metazoa; Chordata; Mammalia; Rodentia; Bathyergidae. Gene Ontology annotation, molecular function: nucleosomal DNA binding. The record is from RefSeq and is a predicted model, not a curated record. Gene Ontology annotation, biological process: chromatin organization.
CAGCGCGUCCCGGGGCGCGCGGUGGUGGGAGUGCCCUCGCGGAAUUUAGAAGGCCGCCUUAACCAAUGGAGAGUCGCAACUGGCUGGCGGGGGUCCUGAUUGGAAGCCGCGGAGGCGGGGCGACGGCGGCCCUGCGUGGGAGCAGUGGCGCGGCUAGGUGGCAUCCAGGAGCCCACAGUCCGAGCCGGUCGCUGUACUUUCCGCCUACCCGACGGUCAUUAUGCCGAAGAGAAAGCACCAGAGUGGGGAGGUAUUGUAAAUAUUGAACAAGUGGAUCAAUUGUUUUCAAGAGGAGAAAGUGAUGAGGAAAUUGAAGCGCCAAGAGUUUACCAGAUUUCCUGAAGGUCCCUAUGAACUGGGAUUUCAUCCUUAGAAGUCUGAAUUUCAUUCCUAGAAGUCUGUCUCUAGAGCUUUCUUCAGAGAAUAUAGAGGGCAAAGAUGGAUCCAAAGUAACUAAACAGGAACCCACAAGACGGUCUGCCAGAUUGUCCACGAAACCUGCUCCACUAAAACCUGAACCUAAACCAAGAAAAACAUCUACUAAGAAAGAACCUGGAACAAAGGUUAACAGAGGUGCUAAGGGGAAGAAGGAAGAAAAGCAAGAAGCUGGAAAGGAAGGUACUACACCAUCUGAAAAUGGUGAAACUAAAGCUGAAGAGAUCCACAUCUCUCGCUCAGCUGUUAAUGUCUCAGCCUCCAGAAGUACCCCACCCAGCACACUGUCAGUAAAGGGGCAGAUUGAAACAGUGAGAGUUAAGGGUUCAAAAAAAAUUCUGCAUGUGUGCAGUGACUAGAAUCAGAUAGUAGUGUGGUACUUUUUGUUAUGAAGAGUGGGAAGUUUCAGGUAAGGCUUCUGUGUUGUUUGGAAAGCAGAAAGCAAUAAAUGCAGCAGAGUGUCACCAUAAUAUAUCCCUGCCUUGUCUGUUCUUUUCCCGCUGUUGAAAUAGGUUGUGCAGUAGAGCUGCCAAGUAACACAUAUUAGAAGUGUGUGUACUGGUGGGUAGACUUUUUUUGGUUAUUGUAGUUUUAGUAAUAACUGUAUCUUUUCUUUUUCUUUAUUUUUCACAGGCACAGAAAACUGAAUCUGUAGAUAACGAGGGAGAAUGAAUUGUCACAAAAAGUUGGGGGUGAUUUUAUGUACCUCUUUGGGACACCUUUUAAAAGCUAUUUUUACCAAGUAUUUUGUAAAUGCAAAUUUUUUAGGACUCUACUAGUAGACAGACAAAGUAUAUAAGGAUGAACAUUUUACCCUCUCAUAGUCAUGCUUUUUGGAAGUUUUCAUUAUUAUCAAGUAAAAUAAAUACUAUCUUAAUAUUGGAAGCUGUGUAUAAAACUGAUUGAGCAGUCCAUGCACUUGCUUUAAGAAUUUAGUCCUGUGCAUACUGUGAUGUUUUUACUGUGCGUAUUUGAAUUUUUCAUGCAAUUUUUCUAGAGCAAUAAUCAGUGGUGCUUUUGUACCUAGGUUUUAUGCAAUUUUAAUGAAACAUGGAUAGUUGUGGCCACCUGCUGACUAUUUUUGGUUUAAAAUAAAAGGUUUUCUUGUCUGCAAAA